AUGAACUCAGAAUGUAACCAAUAUUUAGAGCACUUCUUGCACGAGUUUCUUAGCUUUGCUCGGUCCCCGUUCAACAUGGAGGCGUAUGACCAGCGCGCCGUUUACGACUUGCCUCGGCCCUCUGGAGAGAGCAGCCGUUCGGAAACCUCUGUGAUCGCCAUCUCUGAGGACGAGAGCGAUUCUUUAGUGUCAGGAUCCCAGGAUUAUGCCACUCCUAGUGUGACUUUAAGCCAAGCACCAUGGGAUGAUGAGACCCCAGGGCCAUCCUACUCCUCAGAGCCAUCUCAGGUGUUACCUUUCCAUGUGAGGGACUCGGAUUCUGAUAGUAGCGUAGGGGAGGCAGUAGUGUCUGUCGCCGCUGUGCCACAUCAGGACCGUCCGGGAAAUCCUGGCACUGUUGCUGUGGAAGAGGAGCAUUCCUCUGGCAGUGCUGAAGACUGCAUAAUUAUCGGACAUGUUAAGCCAGUGUCAGAAAGGACACCGGAACUGGUCCUGCUUUCCUCUGAUUCAGAACAUUCAGAGCAGAACGCCGAGCCUCAGAGCCAUCGAGCACCCCAACACAUUCGUUUUACUUCAGAGUCUGAUUUGUCUCCCGCUGACGCUCAGAGGAGGCCGACGAGAUGCUCUCGCUCGCCUGAGAACACCUCUACUCGCUCAAGAAAAGAUAAAUGUGGCAAAAGGCAUCAUGAGAGAGAGCUGUCGGGAUCUAGAGAAGGAUCCUUAUGCAGCAAUAGGACUCACUCCUACUCUCUUGGCAGGAAACACCCAUUGUCUAAAGAGAGAAAGCAUAAGCGGAGACGAGAAAAAGAGUCAAGCCGCCACACCUCGUCAUAUUGGCAUUCAUAUAGCCAUUACAGUCAAAGAGACGGCAGCAGGAGAUGUUAUACAGAGACAUGCUCAUCCUACACCAGCUAUUAUAGAAGUGUACAUCGCUCUUGUUCUCGAUCACAUGGUAGAAGGCGAAGCAGGGACCGUCAGGACAGAAGUCACUCAAGCAGCCGAUCUAGAAUCAAGCCCAGCUCCUCCAACCGUCAGGACAGAAAUCACUCUAGGAGCAAUUCUAGAAUCAACUCUUCCAACCGUCAGGACAGAAGUCGCUGUAGGAGCAAUUCUAGAAUCAACUCUUCCAACCGUCAGGACAGAAAGGACUGA
Molecule: messenger RNA, 1152 nt
Organism: Sinocyclocheilus rhinocerous
Lineage: Eukaryota; Metazoa; Chordata; Actinopteri; Cypriniformes; Cyprinidae
Product: E3 ubiquitin-protein ligase Topors-like
Exons: 3
Coding region: 1-1152 (383 amino acids)
Biological process (GO): protein monoubiquitination; protein polyubiquitination
Molecular function (GO): ubiquitin protein ligase activity
Source: RefSeq, a predicted model, not a curated record